Molecule: messenger RNA, 1410 nt
Organism: Yarrowia lipolytica CLIB122
Lineage: Eukaryota; Fungi; Ascomycota; Dipodascomycetes; Dipodascales
Biological process (GO): proteolysis
Cellular component (GO): fungal-type vacuole
Molecular function (GO): zinc ion binding; metalloaminopeptidase activity
Source: RefSeq, a predicted model, not a curated record
AUGCAACACAACAUGUCUUGGAAAGAGCAAGCUGAGCGUUUCAUGGACUUCAUGUCCAACGCCCCCACGGCCUACCAUGCAUGCGAUCUUCUGGCCCAAGACUUUGAUGCAGCUGGAUACAAGGAGUUGUAUGAGCGAGACGAAUGGGACCUCACGACACACAAUAAGUUCUACGUGCGACGAAACGGAAGCGCUAUCAUGGGAUUCGUGAUUGGUGAGAAUUGGACGCCUGGAAACGGUGUCGGAGUUGUUGCCACGCAUACCGAUGCUCUAUGUGGCCGAGUCAAGCCCAUCAGUAUCAAGCAGCCUGUGGAUGGGUAUAAUUUGUUGGGUGUGGCUCCUUACUCUGGUGCUUUCAGCUCUGUGUGGUGGGACAGAGAUCUAGGAAUUGGAGGACGACUGAUUGUUCGAGACGAGGCUUCCAAGUCCGUGACUUCCAAGCUGGUUCAUGUCCCUUAUCCCAUUGCUCGAAUCCCAACUCUGGCACCCCAUUUCGGAGCUCCUGCAAACCCUCCUUUCAACCCUGAGACUCAAAUGACUCCUAUAAUUGGUCUCACAUCGUCUAAGGAAGUCAAGGCACCUACAGAUGAAGAGAAGCAGUCUCCCAUGGUUGGAAAACACUCGAUCGACCUGCUCCGAGUCCUCGCUAAACACGCACGCGUGCCAGUGAAGGACAUUCUGCAGGUCGAGCUUGAGCUAUUCGACACUCAGGACCCUGUCAUUGGAGGUCUUAACCACGAGUUCAUCUUCUGUCCUCGAGUUGACGAUAAGCUGUGCACUUACACUGCUGUGCAGGGCUUCAUUGCCGCCAAGCACGACGACAGAGCUCUCAACGUCGUUGCCUGCUACGAUAACGAAGAGGUUGGCUCUGGGACUCGUCAGGGUGCUCAGGGAGAUUUGUUCCAAUGCAUUGUUGAGCGGGUCGUGGCUCAUGGUAUGGACUCCUCUGUAGCCAACCAAGCAGCGGAGUACACUCGACAGACCUACGCCAACUCAUUCUUGGUCAGUGCUGAUGUGGGCCACGCUGUGAACCCCAACUUUUCUGACGCAUACCUUGAGUUCCACAAGCCGCAGCUCAACUACGGAAUGACACUCAAGGUAUACCCGAAUGCUGCUACCACGUCCGAUGCAGUUUCCAUGGCUUUGAUCGAGGAGAUUGCUCGACGAACAGACAACAAGACCCAGGUGAUGCAUACUCGAAACGACACUCGUGCUGGAGGAACUCUGGGUAAGUUCCUUGCCUCAGCUACAGGUAUGCGAGCAGUCGAUGCUGGUAUUGCUCAGUUGUCCAUGCACUCUAUCCGAGGCACACUUGGUUCCAAGGACAUUGCCCUGGGUACUCGAUUCUUCCGUGACUUUUACUCCUCUUGGUAUGAAGUUGACCAGGAGUGGAAGAAUGGUGAUAUUUGA